Molecule: messenger RNA, 1167 nt
Organism: Nerophis lumbriciformis (worm pipefish)
Lineage: Eukaryota; Metazoa; Chordata; Actinopteri; Syngnathiformes; Syngnathidae
Source: RefSeq, a predicted model, not a curated record
AUGGACCAAAUGCUGGACCUGCUGUUGGCCAAUCAGAGGAGGAGCGGCGCCCAGAAGAAGAAGAAGCCCGCCACCCUGACGCAGGAGGCCGCGCCGCCCUCGCCGCCUAAGGAGGAAGAACAGGAGGGAGAAGAGGAAGAAGAGGAGGAAGAGGAGGAAGGGGAGGUGUCAGACAUGCCCUCGGUCCAGAUCAAAACUGAGCCAGAGGAGAUGGAGUGCACGGGUGACAUCGGCGAUGAGUGUUCCCACCAAACCAAUCCCGACGUUAAGACAGAAACAUGGAUCUGCAAAGCCGAGCCGUCCUCAUCGAGCCCGACCCCCGCCGAUGACCAGACGGAACCGGUCGACCUGUCCCUCCACAAGCCCCGCUCGUCUUCGCUGCCUCCCGCCACCGUCAGUGUGGCCCUCAACCCGGCGCCUGGAAGCGGCCCGGCGCCGCCCGGACUGACAGCCACGCCUGUCACUUCCACCGUACAGUCCAUAGGAUCCAUGGUUCUAUCGCCAGGCUCCAUUUUGGCCACGCAGGGCGCCGGCGGCCAGCAGAUCCUCCACGUCAUUCACACCAUCCCGUCGGUCACCAUGCCUAGCAAGGUGGGCCAGCUGCAGACCAUCCCUGUAGUGGUACAGUCCUUACCUGUGGUCUACACUGCCGUACCCGCGGACGGCGUUGCUUCCGCUACCGCUGCCAUCACUGUGCCGCUAAUUGGCAGCGACGGACGCUCAGAAGGCUCAGUCCGCAUCAAGCCAGGUUCCACGUCUCCGGUUGAAUAUCACAGCGAAAGCGACGCCGAGAGUGGAACCGAGUCCGGGUCGGCGUCACUCAGCGUCCAGAGCCUUGACGCCGGGUCGCUGUUGGAAUUGGACCCUGUCGACCCUGACUCACCGGACGUGAAGCGGCGGCGGAUCCACAUGUGCGACUACGAAGGCUGCAAAAAAGUUUACACUAAGAGUUCGCACCUCAAAGCCCACCGACGGAUACACACAGGAGAGAAACCGUACCACUGCACCUGGGAGGGCUGCACCUGGCGCUUCGCCCGCUCCGAUGAGCUGACCCGGCACUUCCGCAAGCACACGGGCAUCAAGCCAUUCCGCUGUACCGAGUGCGACCGCUCCUUCUCGCGCUCUGACCACCUGUCCCUGCACCGCCGCCGCCACGUCAUGAUGUGA